Propithecus coquereli (Coquerel's sifaka) is the source of this 607-nucleotide messenger RNA. RefSeq names its product NADH dehydrogenase (ubiquinone) 1, subcomplex unknown, 2, 14.5kDa (gene NDUFC2). The record is from RefSeq and is a predicted model, not a curated record. Gene Ontology annotation, biological process: mitochondrial electron transport, NADH to ubiquinone. The coding region runs from base 116 to 478 and encodes 120 amino acids. Gene Ontology annotation, cellular component: mitochondrial inner membrane. Lineage: Eukaryota; Metazoa; Chordata; Mammalia; Primates; Indriidae. The transcript has 3 exons.
UCCUUCAGCCCGGUGCUUAGAGGAGGGAGCUCGCCGCUUACGUCCGGCCAGAGGUCGUGGUGAUUUUUCUUGUAAAUCAGUCUGAGGCCAGGCCUCAAGUGGAAACGGAGUCACUAUGCUGACCGGACGGCAGAGCCGAGUGCCCUUACAGUUCCUGCCGGAUGAGGCCCGGAACCUGCCCCCGCCCAAGCUGACCGACCCGCGGCUCCUCUACACGGGCUUCCUGGGCUACUGCUCCGGCCUGCUUGAUAACGCGAUCCGGCAGAGACCGGUGAUGUCGGCUGGUUUGCAUCGCCAGCUUCUAUAUGUUACUUCCUUUGUUUUUUUUGGAUACUAUAUUUUAAAACAUCAAAACUAUAUAUAUGCUGUGAGGGACCGUGAUAUGUUUGCAUAUAUGAAAUUACAUCUGGAGGAUUUUCCCGAAAAAGAUAGGAAGACUUAUGGUGAAAUUCUUGAAAAUUUCCAUCCAGUACGUUGAAGUCUUCAAAAUGCCUGCUCCAGUUUCACUGAUACAUUAUUUCUGAAUUUUAUGGAACAUGUUUCCAUGUCAGCUGAAGUUUAUGUUAAUCUGUGUUAACACCUUAUAAUUAAAAUAAUUAUCAUGAGU